UACAACAAAAACACUGUCGAAGAAGAAAAGAGAAGAGGAAGAAGAAGAGCAUUUUCGCUUCGUUCCCAAAUCCCCAGAGAAGUCAAACAAGUCUUCCUCUGAGAGAAUCACUCAUCCACCAAGGCACUUUACAAAUUCCAAAUUUUUAUUUCUUUUUUUUUCACAAUUUUUAUUCUUUUUUAACUUUUGGGUCUUCUUAGUUCUUAGUUCUUCUGUUGCUUUUGGUAAAUCAAAAAUCAAAGUUCAAAUCUUUGGGAACUUGGGUUUGGAGAAGAAAAGUGAAUAGUGAAGAAGAAGAAGAAAUUGAAAUUGGAGUGAAAUGCCGGAAGAGGAGUUGGUGGACAUAAAGUUCAGAUUGUACGAUGGGUCUGAUAUGGGGCCAUUCAGGUACUCUUCAGCAGCCACAGUUGAUGUUCUCAAACAAAGGGUUGUCUCAGAUUGGCCAAAAGGCAAAACAGUCACCCCAAAGGCAGCAAAUGAAGUGAAAUUGAUUAAUUCUGGUAAAAUAUUGGAAAACAACAAGACUGUUGGUCAAUGUAAAGUACCAUUUGCUGAUGUUGCAGGCGGUGUCAUAAUAAUGCAUGUUGUUGUACAGCCAUCUCCUGCAAAAACAAAACCUGAAAAGAAGAUUGAUGAUUCACCCAAGAAGAUUGUCUGUGCUUGUUCCAUUUUGUGAGGACAAUCUGGUUUCAUAUUUUGGGACAUCCUCAAUCCUUAAUUCAUCAGUAUCAAGUAUCAUCACCACUGGUAAACUACAGAAAUCAUCAAUAUGCUUGGACCAAAAAAAAAGGAAAAAAAAAAAACUCUUGUGUUUUCAGUUUUCAACAUUCAAUGUGUAAAGUAUGUGUAUACAUAUAUAGUUUUUUAUAAUAUUAUAUUAUGAUGAUGGAGGAUACCCUAUCACAAAAAAGAAGUGUCUUAGUAGUUGUGACUUUCUCAAAAAAUGUCAUUCUUUUAUUACAAAGUUCUGAAGAAUUGAUGAUGACAUAAUAGCCACUUAUUGCUACCAUUCAUUGGGUAUGAUGACGUUUUGUUAAA
This is a messenger RNA of Arachis duranensis, 1038 nucleotides long. RefSeq names its product membrane-anchored ubiquitin-fold protein 3. The transcript has 4 exons. The coding region runs from base 320 to 676 and encodes 118 amino acids. NCBI's taxonomy places the organism in Eukaryota, Viridiplantae, Streptophyta, Magnoliopsida, Fabales, Fabaceae. The record is from RefSeq and is a predicted model, not a curated record. Gene Ontology annotation, molecular function: protein binding.